Coniosporium apollinis CBS 100218 is the source of this 867-nucleotide messenger RNA. Its product is annotated as glycosyl hydrolase family 17. Gene Ontology annotation, cellular component: cell surface; extracellular region; fungal-type cell wall. Lineage: Eukaryota; Fungi; Ascomycota; Dothideomycetes. The record is from RefSeq and is a predicted model, not a curated record. Gene Ontology annotation, molecular function: glucan endo-1,3-beta-D-glucosidase activity; 1,3-beta-glucanosyltransferase activity. Gene Ontology annotation, biological process: cell wall organization; carbohydrate metabolic process. The coding region runs from base 1 to 867 and encodes 288 amino acids. The transcript has 3 exons.
AUGCGACUUUUCAACUUCGCCGCCGCAUUCGCUGCGAUAUUCGCAACUACUGAGGCUUACUGGAAAGGCUUUAAUAUCGGCGCGAACAACCCAGAUGGGUCCUGCAAAACCCGCGCCGACUGGGAGCUCGCCUUCAACACGCUCAAAUCCCUCCCCGGCUCCUUCAUCGACGUCCGCCUCUUCGCGAGCUCAGACUGCGGGACCCUUGCCAACGCCGUGCCCGCCGCGCUCGCGACCGGCACCAACCUCCUCGUCGGCAUCUGGACGCAAGACGCGGCGCACUACGAGGCAGAAAAGAACGCACUGGUCGCCGCCAUCAACGCCUACGGCACCAGCUGGAUCCUGGCCAUCUCCGUCGGCAGCGAGGAUCUCUACCGCAAGGAGACGUCUGCUGCGGUGCUCGCGGGCCAGAUCUAUGACGUGAGGGGCAUGGUCAGAGGGCUAGGGGCGACGCAGGAGGUUGGGCAUGUCGAUACCUGGACUGCAUGGGUCGACACAGCGAAUGAGGCCGUGAUCCACGCCUGCGACUUCGUCGGCAUGGACGGCUAUCCCUACUGGCAGGGCGCGACGCCCGUCCAGAUGCGCGACGUCUUCUGGGCUUCCGUCCAGGCGACCCGCGACGUCGUCCAUCGCGUCAAGCCGGGCACGUGGGUCUGGAUUACAGAAACGGGGCAGCCGGUCAGUGGGGACAAGUUCGGCGACAGCGUGCCCAGCGUGGCGAGCGCGCAGAGCUACUGGAAGGAGGUCGCGUGCGAGGCGUUCCGCAGCGCGCAUGUCUUCUGGUAUGCAUAUCAGGACUGGUCCAGUAACCCGAGCUUUGGCGUUAUCGGGGCGGAUGGGCGGCCGAUCUAUGACCUGACCUGCUAG